UCAUAUUGAUAGCCCUAUGUUUAAAAGGUCAUUGUCGAAAAAACCUUAAAUACAAACGUUGUUGGUUUGUGAAGGUAUUGUUAGUGUCUAGCUGUUACAGUUAAACAUGACUUUUUACGGAUUAAUAUGGGUGGCUGGUUUACUUGUGGUCACAGCGUCUGCUGUGACACAAGACUGGACCACCUAUCAGCCGAUGAGUCACUGUACAACACUAGAUGAGCACGGUUGUUACUCGUGUAAAAUGUGCUUAACUAAAGUAGCCGCUCCGUCGUGUGCAACAGCUCCACCCCCACAAGUCAAGAUUAUUCAUGAGCCAUGCAAUUGUGCUAAACAUGAAACGACAACGCCAUCGAUGACGACAACAACAACACAGCCGACGUCAACAACUUCUACACAGCCAACCACCACUACCACGAAGACGACAACGUCAACCACUCGGCCUACCACGACAACAACGACACCAACGACAACAACAGCAACCACUACGACUACUACAAAAGCAACAACAACAACAAAGAAGCCGACAACAACAGCAGCAGCCAAAGCAUCAUCCACAGCUAGCUCGUCAGGAAAUCAAAGUAAAUCACAGAGUGGAAACCAAGCAGGUUCACAAAACUCAUCUAGUAGUUGGACGAAAGGCCCACUGAUUGAGUACGAAUCGUCCACAACUGUAACAACGGAAGGGGAUAAAGAAACAACGGUCACCACAAACAUAACAAAAGCUGAUGGUGUCGAGGUGAACAGGACUAUUGAGACAACUGUGACCAGAAAAGGCCACGUCAUAGACCAAUAUAUGAAAGUUGUUGAUGGAAAUAAAAGUGCUGGUGGGUGGCACGGAGGUCACAACAGUUCCUCUUCAUCCUAUGGUGGAAACAGCUCCUCUAGUACAACUUCCACACACUCUAGCAGCCAGAGUACUUCCGGUCAUAACAGUACGGCAGGUUCCGGUGGACACCAUGGCGGCCAUUCUGGAAGCUCCAACAACUUCUCAAAUUCAAGCUCGUCAUCAUUAACCAGCAAGUCUCAAAAUUCUACAUCCGGCACGUCAGGAUCCAAUCAUACAUCAGGAACGUCCGGAAGUGGACACAACGGAACACACGGUAGUGGUCAACAAGGGUCAAACAAUACAGGGUCAAACUCCACAAGCUCAACAUCCCAUUCUUCGUCCUCGUCACAAAGUGGACAACACUCUGCCCAAAGUACUGCCGCCUCCACUGCUGGCAGUACAGCUAGUCACCGCCACCACACCACAAAACAACCCGCUACUACCGCUAAAUCUGCUGCCAGCACUGCUAGUCACCACCAUCACACUACAAAGCAACCCGCAACCACCGCUAAAUCUGCAAGUCAUUCUUCCGGCAGUAACCAAUCCGGAAGUCAUUCUUCGUCAAGUAGCACCAGUAACCAGACCAGCAAUCAAUCUACGUCAUCAUUUACAACGAAGAGAACGCAUCAUCACAAUAAUAACCAUCAUCGUACAACUAAGGCGGCAAAGGUCGCAACAACACAUAAACCAACUAUUACACAUAAACCAACAACUCACAAACCUACAACACAAAAACCUACUACCACACACAAAGCUAGAACACAUAAACCCACUACCACACACAAACCAACAACACAAAAACCAACCACUACAACUACAAAAGCAACAACAACAACAACAACAACAAAACCAACGACUACGCAUGCGCCUACCACAAAGAAAUCUAGCUCCUCCCAUUCCAGUUCCUCCCACUCUAGCUCCUCCCAUCAGACUGGUUCACACUCCUCCAGCACACACCAGUCGGGAUCGCAGCAGUCCGGGCAGCAGUCGAACAAUUCUAGCUCCAGCCAACACAUGACAAAUCCAACAGCGCCGCCGCACAUGACAAAACCGACAGCGCCACAACACAUGACAAAACCGACAGCACCACCGCACAUGACAAAUCCAACAGCACCCGCGCACAUGACAAAUCCAACAGCACCCGCGCACAUGACAAAACCAACUGUUGUAUCAGUAUCAACCACACAGGGACCGACAACUACAACAACUGCUCAGGGCCCUACAACUACAUGGGAUGGUAUUUGUCCUGAUUUCCCAGCGGACUGUCCGGCAACAAAUGGAUGUGCAACAUUCGACGCAAACUGGUGUCCAAUCUGUACAUGUCCAACUGGCAAGAAAUAAACAACUCUAAGCGACGUAAAGUGUACAAGACUUUGAAAAAACAUGUCACGACAUUUGCCUUUUUCCUCAUUUCCUGUAUAUGGCCAGAUAUAUAUAUUUACCAAUAUCUCUGACAUGACAGAGUAUUUAGUUGUUUAAUUUGUUAAAUAAAUCAUGGAGUGUUAUCAA
Molecule: messenger RNA, 2335 nt
Organism: Ruditapes philippinarum (Manila clam)
Lineage: Eukaryota; Metazoa; Mollusca; Bivalvia; Venerida; Veneridae
Product: mucin-2-like
Exons: 14
Coding region: 107-2167 (686 amino acids)
Source: RefSeq, a predicted model, not a curated record